Arthroderma uncinatum is the source of this 3048-nucleotide messenger RNA. RefSeq lists its product as uncharacterized. The transcript has a single exon. Lineage: Eukaryota; Fungi; Ascomycota; Eurotiomycetes; Onygenales; Arthrodermataceae. The coding region runs from base 1 to 3048 and encodes 1015 amino acids. The record is from RefSeq and is a predicted model, not a curated record.
AUGGCGCGCACUCGAUCCCAACCCAUGUCGCCAUCUGGCUACCAGAUCUGGGAGACGCCACGCAGAACUCGCAGAACGGCAACUGAAGCUACUGAAGCUGCUCCUGCUCCCAAACCAGCUGCCAAAGCUACAAAAGCCCCCAAAGCAGCAACUACGCGUGUCAACAAAAGCAAAGCUAAAAAGGGCAAGAAGCCAGCUCCCAAGAAGCGUCUGCCAGGAAGCUACGACGAUGAUGAAGAUGACGAGCGUGAAGAAGCUCCUGCCGCAGAAAGCAGCACCUCUAACAGCAAUGGCAACGAAGCUGUAAACACUGCUGUAAACAAUAACAAUAACAACAGCAACAGCAACGACCGUGGCAACGCCGCCGGUAACGACAAUAACACCGUCACCGCGCCAACAACACCUUCCCAUCCCACUCCGACUCCGACUCCGCAAGUCCAAGUCCAGGUUCUCGUACCAUCUCCAUUACAGGCAAACGGCCCUCCUUCUUCCCGCUCCACUCCCUCUACUCCCGCCCAAGCUCCGGCUUCUCAGACUGCGGCUCGCAAUACCGACGCAUUGCACGUCUCCCCCGUGGUAGAGACCACGGCUAAUGUCGAAAACAACGAGAAUAUCAGAACCAGCAUUAAUAACGGCAACCAAGCACUGUCUCAGAGUGAGCUCAAUAAUAUUCCUUCACGCCCUAUUAUGCCCCUUCCUCGCAGGUUGCCGUUGCCUCAAAGGCACCAACCUUUCUCACGUUUUGCACCUGUCGCCUCCUUGAUUAGCCCUCACAGCUUGGAGGUGUCCCCUACCCCUAUCGUCGACAUGCAAGGCGGCGUUACUCGCAAUGGCGAACGCACCAGUCCUGCAGAGCUUCUCUCUUACCCACCUCCCGUUACCACACAACCUCUUCUCUUCUCCAACCCAAAUUCAAACAUUCAGCGCACGCCAAUUUGCCCUUGCUGCAGCAGGGUGCUGGUUUGUCCACAGAAUCAUACUACUUGGACCCAUGAAGGGUUCCGCUUUGCAGAGAGAACCAGACAACUGACACCAGUGAACACAGUCACCGGUAAACGAAGACGAGAGACCGACGAAGAUAAAGAGAAUGUUGGUCACCAGACAGCUCGCGAUGAGCAACGCCCGAAGAAGAAAGUUCAGCGUAAACCCAUCAAGUCCAGAGAGAUACAUCGUCGCCGUCAAGUCACACCAUACGCCGAUCGUCAACGCCGCCGCGUCCUCGAGAGUCAAGGCAAAAUUCAAAGGACAUUGUUCAGGAUUCCAGAGUUGAUUGCACAGAAGAAAGCCGCUGAAGCCGCCUCCCUGAAUGGAAACAAUAACAAUGCUAAUUACGAUGAACAAUCAGAUGAGGUCGCGAUUUCUAUUCCAGUCGAUACCACUGCAACGGCACUCAGCCUUUCGGCUUCUAAUGUGCACUCAUCUCCACCUGAACUACAGCCUAGCACACCAACACGCGUUGGAUGGAGUCUUGGGGGCUUGCUUGGUUCAGUCCCUCGAUCGAUUUCACGAUUCUUACCCGCCUUCGGCGCCGAACCGUCUCAACAUGAGAGACGCGAUGAAACUUCACCGAGUCAGAGUCAUAGACCGGUGAUGCAUCACGAAAACCUUUCCCAAAACCUUUCCAAUGAAACAGAGCAGCUUGGCUACGCGUCACGAACACAUGAAAAUGAUGAUGGCCACCAUAAUUACGAGUCAGUAUCACCCAGCGCGAAUGCAGUUGGUCCUUCCAUCUCGGAGGAGUGGAAGGACACACCAUCAGCAUUGCCAGAGCCAGUUGUUUCAGUUCCAGUCCGAAGUCUAGCUACACAACAGCAGACACAAGAGGAAGAUGACGAGGAAGACCUUUCCUACGAUCUCUUCCCAAGAAACCAUAGAUUGUCGAGCUACUCCAGAGAAGCUGCUCUUCGCCAAGCCGAAGAGGACGCCCGCCAGGCACGAGAACAAGUUCGCAUCGCCCAAGAGGCUGCGCGCCAGGCACAGGAGGAAGCUCGGCUUGCCAAAGAAGAAGCCCGCCAGGCCCAAGAGACGGUAAAGCUUUAUCAACCGACUUCGUCAAAGCCAAACGCUAACAAAGUGGCCAAGACGACCAAUGGCAGGCCAAAGAGGCGCAAGCCCAUCCCUAACCCCCCCGGGUGCAGUUACGGAAUGGACUUGCGCUACUUUGGAUCGACUUCCAGCUCCGAAGCUGAGUCGUCCGACAACGAACGACCCGAACAACCAUCGGCCAGCGUUCGACCUGGUGUCCUGAGGACAGCCGCCGCCGCAGACAGCCAAACACCUGCGCGCGGCGGACUUCGACAGCGAAAGCAGGUACGAUUCGGCCCGAGCCCGCCAGACGUACCGUCGAAGACCCGCAAGAGGGACCUCACGGCAUCAGACGUGAUGGAAGACAUCCCAGAGUCUCCAUCACAAAUCACAGCGGCACCGGCAACCCCCUCUCCACAGCAAGUCUCGACAAUUCCGUCGCCCGAAGACGUCGAGAUGACAACACCAAGCCCUCUUGUGGAGGGGGGGUCCGACAACCAACCCCGAGGGCAGAGCACCUACGGGUUCACGUACGAGGAGUUGUACGGCGAUGACUUCUUCGACGAUAUCGACGAGGAUCCGGUCCCCUCGGGGGCUGGAGACUCGUCGUCCUCCGGUAUCGUCCCUGAGGUCGGUGUACUCCCUGCCCCAAUUCCCAGGGGAGUACUCCUUGGUCAUUCCAAUGGCCAAGUCGCCGCUGCACCCCCGUCGCGACCUGCCCUCGCGACAAUGCCAGUGCCGCUGUUUCGCCCCGCAACGAUAGGAGCGAGGUCUGUUGAGAGACAGAGGUCGGACAUGGAAAGGUUCCGACCUCGACUUCCCAGCGGCCUGCGCACCGCGGAGCGAUAUUCGUCAAGCCCCGUGCCGGCUUCGUCGCCGGCUCUCCAGGGGGUAGUAGGACAGGGACUCGUCCCCCACUCGUUUCAGUGGCCUCGUGCCGCUGAAACUGGGUUCUCUUUGCAGGCCCGGCCGAGUAACGAACGGCUGAGAAUGGGAUUCCAGCAGCUAAUGCGGCAGAGGUAA